CUUAAGUCCUCAAUUGUGCAAUUUUCUGUAAUUACAGGUUUCGUUUCGGUCUUUCUACUUUUUAUAAUGAGUUUACAAUUGGCGAUGUAUUUCACAAAUUUCCUAGAAUUUCAUCUGAUGAGUCAGAUGUUAAUUGUGUGCAGACGGAAUAAGUCUAUUAAAAGCCUACGUUGCUGAUAUGAGGAAUAGUUGAUGUUUCCAUCUUUUCAAUGAAUUUUAACCUGCAAGUAAAAGUCACAUUUGAAAAAGCUAUAAGCUGACUAAUAUGCCUGCAUUGAAUUUUUUGGGACGCAAAUGGUUGGUUGCAUGCGAUGACUUUGUGGUACCAGCAGGGAUUGAUGCAUGUCUGCGUAUUAUUUGGUUAACCGGCACUGUUGCCUUUCUUUGGUUGAAAAUUAAUAAUUGUGAAGAAUCUGUUUACAACAAUUAUUUUCUUUAUGCUGCUGCUGUGGAUCUUGUAUUUACUUCGUGUGUGUCAUUGGGGCUAAUGUUUGCAAGUGCAAGAGGAUCAGUUUUGGAAGUGGAAAAGCGAAAAGGUGUGCCUAUUUUAUUAUUUAUCAAACUCAUUACGCUUUUGUGUGAUGCAAUCAUUGCAUCAUAUGGAAUAUGGCUGCUCUUCCAAAUGAAUAAGACUUGUAUUGCUCAAGAAGUUUUCAUCAAGGCAACUUCAAUUUUAACUUUAAUUUAUAUUUUCAUCAUUAUUGUUGGUGUGCUUGUAUGUUAUGAUACAUUAGGAGCUUCGAAAUAUUGGAACAUUAAAGCCAAUUCUAAUUCUUUAAAUUUCUUCAAAAAAGCCCAAUACAUUUGGCGACUGAGGUUGAAACUCUUUUGUUGCUGUGCAGACAUUAGUGAAGGGAAUGAUUUCAUAUAUGUUGAAAUCUCAACAUUUUUAUCUUCAUUUUUGAAUGGUAUUGAUUUAGUGCCAACAGAUAUAUUAUCUGGAAUAAUAACACUCAGCCAAAAGCAUGUUUUGGAAAGAAGAAAACACAUGAUGAAGCAUUUACCUGAAUCUGUGAAAAUGCUUGAGAGCACUUCAGUACCAGACUGGAUGACUGCAGAAAAUGCCAUACACUUUCUCAGAAUUGCUAAAAGCACAUAUGGCUGGAUGGCUUUUUUUGAUGUAUUUCAUCCGUGGAAUUUAUGUGUAUUGGCACCUCAAAUUGGAUGUUGUUUGCAGUGUGGUAGUCAAAGUGAUGAAACCAAAGUUGACAACUGUUGCUACCUAAACUUUGCAGCUGUACAGAAAAUUUCAAAUUUUAGUGAAUCAGACAUUGUUUUUGCAUCAUUCAAGAAUGGUAUCCAUGAACCUGCUUUCUAUGUUGCUGUUAAUCAUGCAAGGAAAUACGUUGUUAUUGCCAUUCGAGGAACCAGAUCAUUUUCUGAUUUGUUAACAGAUAUAGAUGCAGAAACUUUGUAUUUCCCUUUAGAAAGCAAGCACAAAUUUAAAUGCCAUAGAGGUGCCUUGCGUAGUGCCUUAUAUCUUCAAAAUAAACUUGAUGAGUUGAAUAUUUUAGAAAGAGCCUUUUCUGAAAAUCCUACUUAUUCUCUUGCAUUGACUGGACACAGUUUAGGUGGUAGUAUAGCCUCUAUUUUGGCUCUUCUGCUUCGACCAAAGUAUCCAGAUCUUCAGUGUUAUGCUUAUGGACCAAUGGCAAACCUCUCAUCUUUAGGAGUAGUAGAAACUCUUGAAAGUGUGUUAACUGUUGUAAUAGGAGAAGAUAUGGCUCCUAGAUUAUCUGCCAGUUCAUGUAAUGAAUUAAGAAAACAAUUAAUUGACUCAUUGAGGGAGACUGAUACUCCAAAGUAUAAGAUUUUAGCCGGAGCUUGCUGGUAUCAUAUACAAAAGUACUUUAAAAUGCAGUAUCAAAAACAUGAAUCUUGUGGGCAUGAAAAUCAGUUGUUCACGAAUGAAGCCGAAAAUAUAUCUCAUCCAGAUGCUGAUGUCUUCCUUGAUGAAUCAAAAUUAUACGCUCCUGGACGUAUACUUUAUUUUGAGAGAAAAGUAUGGGAUAAGCCUUUCUGGUUGACUGGCUUAAAUCUUCAGAAUAUUAUCAUCAACCCAGACAUGAUUUCAGACCAUCAGCCACACAGAAUCCAGCAUGCAUUAAAUAUGUAUUUGAAAAGUGUUCAAGAAGAAUCUCAUAUUGUUGUAAUUUAGACACAUCUUAUAUUAUCUGUUUUAAAGGAUAAUUUAUUUUCAUACUUCUGAUUAUUUAUAAACAUUUUAUAAAGGCAUUUUUAACUUCUGUAAAUUCUUGU
Molecule: messenger RNA, 2259 nt
Organism: Argiope bruennichi
Lineage: Eukaryota; Metazoa; Arthropoda; Arachnida; Araneae; Araneidae
Product: diacylglycerol lipase-beta-like
Exons: 14
Coding region: 266-2158 (630 amino acids)
Biological process (GO): lipid metabolic process
Source: RefSeq, a predicted model, not a curated record